Molecule: messenger RNA, 1581 nt
Organism: Botrytis cinerea B05.10
Lineage: Eukaryota; Fungi; Ascomycota; Leotiomycetes; Helotiales; Sclerotiniaceae
Exons: 2
Coding region: 172-1104 (310 amino acids)
Cellular component (GO): membrane
Source: RefSeq, a predicted model, not a curated record
GGAUUUUCUGUCUUGCUAUAUAGAUGAGGGGUCUUCUCUCGAGGAAAUAUAUCUUCACAACACAUCUCAUCAUCACAUACUAUCCACCUGAUAUCUAAAUCCCCAUUAUAACUUUAAAAUCUUUCUCCAAUUCCCCAGAUUCCUACUCCGAUAACAAAAACAACCGUAAUCAUGGUGGCCACAACGACCCUGGAAUCAUGUGCAUACUACUGCUAUGUACCAGCCAUGGCAGUUUCAGCUAUGUUCGCAGCAAUUUUCGUCCAGACAACACUUCUACACACAUAUCAAAUCUCACGAUCAAAGACCAAGUUCUUCAUUCCCAUUGCAGUGGGAGGUUUACUCGAAGCAAUCGGUUAUGCAUGCCGCUUGAUUUCACACUUUGAAUCUCCAAAUUUCUCAGUUAUUCCUUUCGGCAUUCAAUACACCUGUAUUCUCGUAUCGCCAACCAUCAUGGCAGCCGCAGUCUACAUGUACUAUGAGCAUCUCGUCAAAGCAGUAGGCGGCGAAUCACAAUCUCCAAUUCGUCUUAGCAGAUUCCAGAAGAUUUUCCUCUUCUUCGAUUGUUUCUCCGUUAUAAUCCUCAUUGUCGGUUCUAUUCUUCGCCUUAUGACUACUAUGCCCGUCAGCUGGAUUAGACUCGGUAAUAGACUUGUCAUGAUGGGUCUAGGCGAGCAAUUAGUCUUCCUCGUAAUCUUCGUCUUCACAGCUGCGAAAUUCCAAUACAAUAUAUCGCAAAACCCCUCGGAACGCAUUUCUGGAAACACAGAGCCAAAGGCCCCUUGUACAGGUAUUCCAUACAAGAGACAUCUCGUAGCUAUGUACAUCGCUUCUGCUCUUAUUGCCAUUCGAUCUUUGAUUCGCUUGGUGGAGAAUUUGACGGGAACCACUGGACUCAUUAGAAGUCAUGAGGUAUUCCUUAUUAUCUUCGAUGGAGUAUUGAUGCUUAACAUGAUGUUGCUCUUUCACUAUAUUCAUCCCAGUGAGAUCGCUGCAUUUGAAACCUUCUAUGCUAGUAACGGAGCUGAUACUUCUCGUCCUUACUUUGCGGGAUUGAAGGUUUGGCAAGGAAAGAGAUUAAGCCGGGAUGGUAUGAUGGAGGUCUAAAAGAGGGGAAAGGAAAUAUUUGACAAGGUGCUUGGGUUUCCUAUUUGGAUAUGGGUUGGUAGAUUUAUUUUGGAGUUUGGACAUUGGUGAUAUCGGUGAUAUUGGAGCUCGGAGGAGAUGGUAUGGGAAAGGGAAACUCACAACAAUCAUUUAUAGCAUGCAUCCUCAUGAAUUUCAUUUGUUAAAAGAUGGAGAAAUAGCCAUAGAAUAGAAGAAUUAACAGAACACAUCAAAAAUAUCUCGUCUUUCGAUUCUAAUAAUUCCGCGAUUGACUUUUAAAGCUUACUCCAACAUGUGUACGUAGUAUAUAUCACAACUUCCCCCGAAUGAUCUCCUCACUUCAAUCUACCGUCAAAAAGCUCUUCCAAAAACCCAUUAAGCUGAUCUUUCGCAUAAAACUAUAGCUAAUGUCCUGUAGUAUUCACCUCAUUUGUGACCAGAUUUUUUUUUUUGAAUAACUCCAUAAUCUUUGACACA